AUGACACUGGGACAGCAGCUGUCAGAAAACCACGGCGGUGAACCCGAGCCACUUCCAGGGUCGCUAUGGCACUGGCUUUCCGAAGCAGGUUCUUCCAAUCCAAACAAUCUCGCGCUGGUAGUCGAUAACAAAGGCAAACCCACCGUAACAUGGACAUAUGCUCAGCUCAUUGAUCGAGUCGAGAAGUUGGCCUCAUACUUCACGGCACAGAACGUGGUAGCUGGAGACACCAUCUUCACCUUUAUUGACAACACCGAAGCCGAUGUCUGGACGCUCCUCUUCUGGACCGCCGUCAGGAUUGGUGCGAUCUUCGCACCUGAAAAUCCACACACAUUGGGGCGUCCGCAGGAGACGAGGAAGUUGAUUGAGACUCUCAGGCCUGCAGUCGUGGUCGUGCAGGACUUCGAUGGAUCAAGACGGUAUGAGGAAUAUGGACACGAGCCGAAAGUGAGACUCUUGUGCAACGAGCUGUCUAAAGCUGGUACAAGCUCUUCUUGGCUGCCGAUGCACUCGAUCCAAGACUUGCAGGCUGCAACGAACCCAGCACCGCAUCACACUCGCUCAUCGGAAUCGACUGCACUGGUAAUGAACACCUCAGGCUCAACUUCUCUUCCAAAAAGCUGUCCAAUCACCACCCGUGCCUUCGUUAUUCAGACUAGACAGUACCACUCCUUCCAUCGGUCAAACUACACCCCUCGGACAAGGACUCUGACACUGGCCUUCUGCUACCGGCCAAUAUGCUACCUCGGUUGCCUCAACACCUGGCAACGUGGUGGGACCGUGAUCUUCGCGGGCUCCAAUAUCGAUGAACAGAGGACUGUAGAGGUGGUGAGGAAGUGGAAGGUCACGCAUGCGUGGUUCGUGCCGGCUAUGGUCAAUUUGCUCUCUGCUUAUCACGACGAAAAGCAAAGCAGGGGCCAGGGACUGGAAAGUCUGGAGUUUGUACUGAUGAGUGGAGAUGCCAGUGCUUUGAGCACAGUCGAGAAAGCGAAAGCGUUCUUACCCGACUCUUGCAAAUUCGCGCCACAUUGGGGUAUGAGCGAAGGCGCACCGCUAUUCGGCUUCACGGAAGAGGAACCGCUCCAUCUCGACAAGGACUCCAAGAUCGUUGGCGCUGGGAGAGCAUUACAUGGUUCCAGACUCCGAGUCUGCAAGUCCAACACCACAACUCCUGUCCCCAGAAGAACGCAAGGAGAGUUCCACGUCUCAUCCGACGCAACGAUCACUCAAUACCUCGAGAACCGCAAUCCCGAGGACUUCUACAAUGACGAAUACGGACGCUGGUUCAAGACAGGCGAUGUCGCCCUCAUGGAUGAAUCCGGUGUCAUCUACAUCAUCGGCCGGACGAAAGACAUUAUCGUCUACAAGGGACGGAACAUCGUGCCUGCCGUGAUUGAGGGGUGUAUAAAGGAAGGAUUUCCGGGCGUCGAGGCUGUGUGUAUUGGUUUGGACGAUGAGGUCUAUGGCGCUGUGCCAGCUGUGGUCGUGCAAGAGCUGCGUGUGGGGAAGGAGGAUGUCGCGAAGGUUGUGGUUGAGAGGUUGGGGGCAUGGGCUGCUCUCGCUGGGGGAGUGUAUAGCUUGAAGGAUCUUGGUAUGGACGCUUGGCCGAUGAAUUCCAGUAAUAAGAUCGAUAAGAAGGGGCUGGUCAGCGCUGUGUUGAAGGCGAGAGAGUAG
This is a messenger RNA of Fulvia fulva, 1674 nucleotides long. RefSeq names its product 4-coumarate--CoA ligase 1. Gene Ontology annotation, biological process: fatty acid metabolic process. The transcript has a single exon. The record is from RefSeq and is a predicted model, not a curated record. Bases 1 to 1674 code for a protein of 557 amino acids. Lineage: Eukaryota; Fungi; Ascomycota; Dothideomycetes; Mycosphaerellales; Mycosphaerellaceae. Gene Ontology annotation, molecular function: medium-chain fatty acid-CoA ligase activity.